AUGAUUCCUCCAAAUACUUCUUUGGUUAAAUAUGAUUGCGCGAUUUUGGUCAGCCGGAAUACAGAGAAAAAAACAACGCGCGCUCGUUCUCUAAAGGUGAGUACAGCGACCCCUGUAGCAUCUGGCCCAGUGCCAAGCCCACCUCCGAAACAGAAGUUGCCUCCUACAGACACUAAGACAGCUCAACAAACUGAUGAAGUUCUCAAUUCAAUUUUGCCACCAAGGGAGUGGACAGACAAUGGUCAGUUGUGGGUGCAACAAGUUUCCAGCACUCCCGCCACGCGCUUAGAUGUGGUCAACCUGCAAGAAGAACUUGAUCGUCGAUUACAGCAGCGCCAGGCGAGAGAGACCGGUAUUUGCCCAGUACGCCGGGAGUUGUACUCUCAGUGUUUCGAUGAGCUGAUUCGACAAGUAACAAUUAAUUGUUCAGAACGUGGUUUGCUGCUGUUACGUGUUAGGGAUGAAAUACGAAUGACGAUAGCCGCUUACCAGACACUCUACGAAAGUAGCGUGGCGUUUGGUAUGAGGAAGGCCCUUGCUGCUGAACAAGGAAAGACUGACAUGGAAAAAAAAAUUUUUGACUUAGAGCAGGAGAAAAAAGAGUUGGAACGCCAAGUGAAUGAACUGAAAUCCAAAUGCGACCAAAUCGAGAAACGGGCAGCUGAACAACGGAAAGUGGAGGAAAAGAAACACGCCGACGAAACGAACUUCCUCAAGAGAACCAAUGCUCAACUCAAGGAACAUUUUUUCUCUCUCUCUCUCUCUCUCUCUCUCUCUCUCUCUCUCUCUCUCUCUCUCUCUCGGUGCAUUUGUGCGUUCAUGUACAAAUAUGGUGAUAAACGAAUUUUUUACUGGUAA
Molecule: messenger RNA, 858 nt
Organism: Acanthosepion pharaonis
Lineage: Eukaryota; Metazoa; Mollusca; Cephalopoda; Sepiida; Sepiidae
Source: the annotation of a GenBank genome assembly